AUGUCUGGGACUCUGACCCCCAGUGAGAGUGCUAUGUCUGGAGCUCUGACCCCCAGGGAGAGUGCUAUGUCUGGGGCUCUGACCCCCAGUGAGAGGGCUAUGUCUGGGUCUCUGACCCCCAGUGAGAGGGCUAUGUCUGGGGCUCUGAACCCCAGUGAGAGGGCUAUGUCUGGGGCUCUGACCCCCAGUGAGAGGGCUAUGUCUGGGGCUCUGACCCCCAGUGAGAGGGCUAUGUCUGAGGCUCUGACCCACACUCCAUCCUCUACCCCAGAUCCAUCCUCAGACCCAGCUCCAUCUUCUGCCCCAGCUCCAUCCUCAGCCCCAGCUCCAUCCUCUACCCCAGCUCCAUCCUCUACCCCAGCUAAAUCCUCUACCCCAGCUCCAUCCUUUACCCCAGCUCCAUCCUCUACCCCAGCUCCAUCCUCUACCCCAGCUCCAUCCUCUACCCAAGCUCCAUCCUCUACCUCAGCUAAAUCCUCUACCCCAGCUCCAUCCUUUACCCCAGCUCCAUCCUCUACCCCAGCUCCAUCCUCUACCCCAGCUCCAUCCUCUACCUCAGCUCCAUCCUCUACCCCAGCUCCAUCCUCUACCCAAGCUCCAUCCUCUACCCCAGCUCCAUCCUCUACUCAAGCUCCUACCCCAGCUCCAUCCUCUACCCCAGCUCCAUCAUCUUCCCCAGCUCCAUCCUCUACCCCAGCUCCAUCCUCUACCCCAGCUAUAUCCUCUACCCCAGCUAUAUCCUCUACCCCAGCUCCAUCCUCUUCCCCAGCUCCAUCCUCUACCCCAGCUCCAUCCUCUACCUCUACCCCAGCUCCAUCCUCUACCCCAGCUCCAUCCUCUACCCCAGCUCCAUCCUCUACCCCAGCUCCAUCCUCUACCCCAGCUCCAUCCUCUUCCCCAGCUCCAUCCUCGACCCCAGCUCCAUCCUCUACCCCAACUCCAUCCUCUACCCCAGCUACAUCCUCUACCCCAGCUCCAUCCUCUACCCCAGCUCCAUCCUCUACCCCAGCUCUAUCCUCUACCCCAGCUAUAUCCUCUACCCCAGCUCCAUCCUCUUCCCCAGCUCCAUCCUCUACCCCAGCUCCAUCCUGUACCCCAGCUCCAUCCUCUACCCCAGCUCCAUCCUCUACCCCAGCUCCAUCCUCUACCCCAGCUCCAUCCUCUACCCCAGCACCAUCCUCUACCCCAGCUCCAUCCUCUACCCCAGCUCUAUCCUCUACUCCAGAUCCAUCCUCUUCCCCAGCUCCAUCCUCUACCCCAGCUCCAUCCUCUACCCCAGCUCCAUCCUCUACCCCAGCUCCAUCCUCUACCCCAGCUCUAUCCUCUACCCCAGCUAUAUCCUCUACCCCAGCUCCAUCCUCUACCCCAGCUCCAUCCUCAUCCCCAGCUCCACCAUCCUCUACCCCAGCUCCAUCCUCUCCCCCAGCUCCAUCCUCUACCCCAGCUCCAUCCUCUUCCCCAGCUCCAUCCUCUACCCCAGCUCCAUCCUCUACCCCAGCUCCAUCCUCUACCCCAGCUCCAUCUUCAUCCUCUACCCCAGCUCCAUCCUCUACCCCAGCUCCAUCCUCUACCCCAGCUCCAUCCUCUACCCCAGCUCCAUCCUCUACCCCAGCUCCAUCCUCUACCCCAGCUCCAUCCUCUUCCCCAGCUCCAUCCUCGACCCCAGCUCCAUCCUCUACCCCAACUCCAUCCUCUACCCCAGCUACAUCCUCUACCCCAGCUCCAUCCUCUACCCCAGCUCCAUCCUCUACCCCAGCUCUAUCCUCUACCCCAGCUAUAUCCUCUACCCCAGCUCCAUCCUCUUCCCCAGCUCCAUCCUCUACCCCAGCUCCAUCCUGUACCCCAGCUCCAUCCUCUACCCCAGCUCCAUCCUCUACCCCAGCUCCAUCCUCUACCCCAGCUCCAUCCUCUACCCCAGCACCAUCCUCUACCCCAGCUCCAUCCUCUACCCCAGCUCUAUCCUCUACUCCAGAUCCAUCCUCUUCCCCAGCUCCAUCCUCUACCCCAGCUCCAUCCUCUACCCCAGCUCCAGCUCCAUCCUCUACCCCAGCUCCAUCCUCUGCGCCACCUCCAUCCUCAGCCCCAGCUCCAUCCACUACCCCAGCUCCAUCCUCUACCCCAGCUAAAUCCUCUACCCCAGCUCCAUCCUUUACCCCAGCUCCAUCCUCUACCCCAGCUCCAUCCUCUACCCCAGCUCCAUCCUCUACCCAAGCUCCAUCCUCUACCCCAGCUCCAUCCUCUACUCAAGCUCCAUCCUCUACCCAAGCUCCUACCCCAGCUCCAUCCUCUACCCCAGCUAAAUCCUCUACCCCAGCUCCAUCCUUUACCCCAGCUCCAUCCUCUACCCCAGCUCCAUCCUCUACCCCAGCUCCAUCCUCUACCCAAGCUCCAUCCUCAGCUCCAUCCUCUAUCCCAGCUCCAUCCUCUACCCCAGCUCCAACCUCUGUCCCAGCUCCAUCCUCUACCCCAGCUCCAUCCUCUACCCCAGCUAAAUCCUCUACCCCAGCUCCAUCCUUUACCCCAGCUCCAUCCUCUACCCCAGCUCCAUCCUCUACCCCAGCUCCAUCCUCUACCCCAGCUCCAUCCUCUACCCCAGCUCCAUCCUCUACCCCAGCUCCAUCCUCUACCCCAGCUCCAUCCUCUACCCCAGCUCCAUCCUCUUCCCCAGCUCCAUCCUCAGCCACAGCUCCAUCCUCUACCCCAGCUCCAUCCUCUACCCAAGCUCCAUCCUCUACCCCAGAUCCAUCCUCUACCCCAGAUCCAUCCUCAUCCUCUGUCCCAGUUCCAUCCUCUGCCCCAGCUCCAACCUCUACCCCAGCUCCAUCCUCUACCCCAGCUCCAUCCUCUACCCCAGCUCCAUCCUCUACCCCAGCUCCAUCCUCUACCCCAGCUCCAUCCUCAGCCACAGGUCUCACACACUCAGCUCUGAAAAGCACUUCUCUCAGCAGAACAGUGUGA
Messenger RNA from Salvelinus fontinalis (brook trout), 2958 nucleotides. RefSeq names its product mucin-1-like. The record is from RefSeq and is a predicted model, not a curated record. The coding region runs from base 1 to 2958 and encodes 985 amino acids. The transcript is spliced from 11 exons. Lineage: Eukaryota; Metazoa; Chordata; Actinopteri; Salmoniformes; Salmonidae.